Molecule: messenger RNA, 1005 nt
Organism: Trichoderma asperellum CBS 433.97
Lineage: Eukaryota; Fungi; Ascomycota; Sordariomycetes; Hypocreales; Hypocreaceae
Source: RefSeq, a predicted model, not a curated record
GACAUCUCAACCAGCUAUAUAGCCAGCCUACUUGUUUCUUUUGCGUACGCCAUGUAGCAAACACAUCUAACCUUGAAAUCCUCGUCAGUUGUUUGGGAAACUUUGUAUUUGUAAAGAGCCGUAUAAUUCAUUCAUAACAUUAAAGAAAAUCACACGCAGGCAGUCAUGGCCAGCAUCUCUUUUCGCAAGUUCAUUCGCUGGGUGCCAGAAGAAGCGAGCGAGCCAACUUCUACGCUGGUACUGACAUCUCCCGAGAAGAGAUUUGUGGACAUAAGAGUGCUGCUACCCGAUGGAAAAGACUCUUUGGCCAACAAUGAAGAAAUAUUGCCCUUGGCUCGCCUUGACUGGGCCAUGGCCGGAUUCUCCUCCUCCACCAUCCUCUCCGCCGGCCAUUCUCUUUCUCAAUGGAGACACUGGAUCGAUUCUCGCGCCGUGGAUGCGCCUCCUGACGAAGGCCACAUGUACGCCCAGCCAGACGGACUGAGCACUCUCGAAAAGGGCCAGAUGAUGAACCCCGCCACCGGAAAGGACACGGACUACGAAGAGAUGUGGUUUGAUCCGCCUCCCAAGAAGACGGGCGGGGAUAGAGCCGUGUGCGCGGUGCUCAUGAUGGAGGAUGAGAAGGCGGGGAAGAAGGGUAUGUUUGUGAGGCUUGGGGAGUGGGCACAGGUGUUUGUGAGGGAUGGGCCUGGCGAGGGGGAUCUUGUGGCGGAGAGAUGGGGGUGGAGGGAUGAUGAUGGGAAGGGGUGGAGGAGGAUUGUGAGGCUGGGAGAUGGCGAGAGGAAGCUGCCGUGUGAGGAGGUGUUGUUGGAUGAGAAGCUGAAGAGUGAAUAUCGGGUUGGGAAUGAGGUUUGGAAAGUGGUUGAGGAUGUAGAGGUGUGAUUGUACGGUAUGUUUAUAUAUAUAUAUAUAUAUAUAUAUAUAUCUGUUUAUAUAUACUUUAGAUAUCAUAGUAAUUAGUGAUCAGAUAAGCCUCCUAGAAAUAAGAACAAGAAUACAAUAACU